GAAAAGCCAUUCUUAUCUACUCGUGAAUCGCCUCUUCAAAUCAACAGUGAAUCCCAAAAACCAUUGAAAGAAAUCCUUCAAAUCCCAAAUCCCAGACUGUCGGUCGUUAACCUAAUCCCUGACCCGCUGAACCUCUGCCCCGGGAAUUUGGAUCGUCACCGCCCAUUCGGACCGAAGAAACUGAACAGCACCAGAAGAAGAAGAGCAACAAAGCAGCACAAAAAGAACCAAAAAGAAAAACGAAAAUCAAGACUUCAGCAUGGCCGCAACACCAGCAACCAAAUACCCCGUUGUGCUCGUCACAGUAGCGACGCGCAAGGAGGGUGUCACGCGAGCAGAAUUCUACAAGCAUAACGAGACGUACUAUGCACCUCUGCUCGAGCAAAAAGCAGGAAAAGUGCACCCGCUAGCCUGGAACCGACUGUACCACGUUGACGAAUCAGAAGCGCCCAUAGGGCUGUCGCGCGUGCUGAUUGGUAGCGACAGCGCCGACGACGUCUUCGACUGGGAUUGCAAGGGCGAAAUGGUGUUUGCGGAUGAGUUGCAUUUGCAGCAGUUCAUCACGUUUAUGCAUUCCGAGGAGGCGCUGGUUGUGCUGGCUGAGGAGGAGAAGUUUGCGGAUCCGACCAAGACCAAGCUUUUGGUGAUGAAGAGGGGUGGAUGUGAGAUUGGAUUGUAAGGGGAGAGAUGUGUGGUGUAGAAUAUGGAAACUGGGAUGGGAGAGGAGAAACUCUUUUUUUAUUGGGGGGGGGGGGAGUGUUUUCCUU
This is a messenger RNA of Bipolaris sorokiniana ND90Pr, 767 nucleotides long. RefSeq lists its product as uncharacterized. Gene Ontology annotation, molecular function: oxidoreductase activity. Lineage: Eukaryota; Fungi; Ascomycota; Dothideomycetes; Pleosporales; Pleosporaceae. The coding region runs from base 260 to 679 and encodes 139 amino acids. The transcript has a single exon. The record is from RefSeq and is a predicted model, not a curated record.